GAUGAAAACUUCACAUCAACUCACAUAUUGCUAAAGAAAAAAUAUUUUUAGAUUUUAGUUUAUUGUUCUGUGUAAAUGAACAAAAAUGUACUGAAGUAUUUUUUGUGUUUAGUAGUUUUUUGUUUCUGAAGUGUAGCUUAUACAGGUUGAACAACACGGAUCUGUUGGUUCUUGUUACAGAACACACCUAUGAUUGACAUAAAACAGACAAGCUGGUCCAGUAAACAUGUUUGGCUUUGACAAGAAUGUUUCAGAACAUGACUAAAAACCAAACUGUACCAUGACAGGCAUGCAGGUGUGUGGUUGUGUGUCGGUUACACAAGAGUUCCUGUUCACUUCAUCAGAACUUUGUCCGCCUCCACGCCGGCGUGGUCCUGCUUUUGUUUCUGUUCCUAAAUCAACUGGAAAGUCUUCAUUUCCUGAGGUUCAAUCUGGUUUUAUCAAUGAAAAUCAUAAUUUAAACUAUGAUAAUUUUCUCAUUUAUGUCUUGACAACUUUACUCUUUGCGGAAAAAUAAGGGAUUAAACAGGUUUGGAAAAUGGAUGGCUGAAUUCAGAUGAUGUAAUUCUUCAUCCAGCUCUGCAGAAACUGAUUUACCUCUAAAAAUUGAUUCACUGUCAACCUAGAUUCUAAAUAAAACAUGGAAGUUGUUGUGAAAUAAAUUUUUCCUAUUGCACUUGAAGGCACCGUCUUUUCUUAUUCCUCCUCCCCCAUGAGAAGCAAUCAGAGCAGACCUGAGGAACGUGGAAGAACGUCUGUGCCGUGAAAAAUGUCGGCCAAAAAAGCUCUGAAGAAAUGUCUGCAGAGUCUCUCCAGCGAUGAAUUUAAUGCUUUCAUCAGUGAGCUGCUGGACAGAGAAGGAGAACCGCGUGUUUACAAAAACCAGGUGGAGGGAAAGGGCGUCAUUGAAGUCACUAAUGUGAUGGUGAACGUGUUCUCUGAGAGGAACGUCCUGAGUGUGGCUGUGGAGGUUCUCAGAGAGGCGAAUCUGGGCGGCUUUGCAGACCAGCUGGCUGCAUCUGCACCUGUAUCAGCACCUGUACCAGCACCUGUUGCAUCAGGUCCAGCCCCAUCAAACCCCGCCCCCUCACCAGGUGGAUCUCUUUCAGCAAAAGAGUUUGUGGAAAAAUAUAAGAUGGAGUUGAUCAAAAGACUGACCGACACUGAUCCUCUGUUUGAUCUACUCCUCCAUCACAAAGUUCUCAGUGGUCAUUCCUAUUCUGAAUUCAAAGCUCUGCCUACCGACAGAGGGAGGAUGAGUAAACUGCUGAUGGGGCCGUAUCUGAAGAGCAAAGCCACCUGUGAGAUCUUCUACAACUUCCUGAAGGAGGAGCAGCCGUUUCUCAUCGAUGAGCUUUUGGAAAACUGAACUCCAUGUUUUCAGGAGAGUUAAGGAACAAAUCUUCAUCUGAACAGUUCUUGUGAGACCUGCUCUGAAAGUCAAAAGGAAAAAAAACCUACAAGAGUUUUUAAAGCUAAAGCAAUCAUCUCGCCACAAAUGCUGUUUGUUUUUAUCAAUGUCACGUUUCCACAGUUUGACUGACAGCUUUUCUGUCUUCGUUUAAUUCUUUGAAGUUUAAAUUUCACAAUAAAAUCUCAGUUUCAUCUAUCUUGAGAACCCAGUGGAUCUUUUGGGUCACAGAUCUGCUGGAGCCUAUCCUUUCUAUUGUAAAAUGAAAAACAAAAAAGUGUUUUAGAAAAAACUAAAUGAUAUUAGUAAAACAGAGUUCUAAAGAUGAACUUUGCGUUUUUUUGUUGUGAGGUUUGACUGAAUCUCAAACCUCAGUACAGUUUCCUUUCAGGUCAUGGACUGGUGGACUGGCUCUACACCCUCUUCAGGGGGCUGGAGGGUUGAUGGGGGUUUGUUCAUUCAGUCCAUUUGGGCUUUAUGGAUUUGGAGAAAGCGUUAAGCUUUGGGGAGAAAUUAAACUAAGUGUGUGUAAUUCUUUUGUGUGUAACUGUGGACUUGUAAUUGUGUAUUCACAUGUACACUCACGUAUCAAAACUUACAAAUACAAUUAACGAAAUUACAGCUGCUUAAACCAAACUACAAAUUCAAAACGGCUCCAACACACAAAUCUUUAAUUAGUAUCUACGCAACAAUCGGCUGACGCACAAAACCACAUUUACGCACAGAUCAGAGGGUUGUGAUUCUCCAGGUCUGUGCGUUGACGAUGUGUUUGAGUGCAGGUAAAAUGCUGGGUCAUCAGAGCUUUUUAUCAGCAACUUUGAACCCAGGUUUUGAAUAACAUCUAGAAAAAACGUUUAUUUUUUUCCACUUUCUUAACCCUAGAGCACCAUCGCCGGAUUAUUUUCACCCGAGCAAAAUUAUUGACGUGAAUUUCAACAUGUGGCGUUUUCAGGAGUCUGCGUCUUCAUCAGGAAGGCUCACGAGUCCCAGGCACAGGGGGACUAGAGACCAAGUUUCCACAUCACUUUAAUAUUUUUUAGGAUUUUUUUCUAUAAUUUUUGAGUUUGUUUUUAGGAAAUUGCUUUGUUUUACUUUUUUUAUUUUGCUACACAUAUCACAGUCGCAAAUAAAGAAAACCACUAAUUUAUCA
Oryzias latipes (Japanese medaka) is the source of this 2561-nucleotide messenger RNA. Its product is annotated as apoptosis-associated speck-like protein containing a CARD. Gene Ontology annotation, biological process: regulation of apoptotic process. Lineage: Eukaryota; Metazoa; Chordata; Actinopteri; Beloniformes; Adrianichthyidae. The record is from RefSeq and is a predicted model, not a curated record.